CCCCCACGCAAUUUCGCAAUCGCAAUUUCUCACCGCGAAAUGCGAAUUGUUCCCUCGGUCGCGAUUGGAAUCCGAAUAUCAGACAUAUCGCAAGCCUGUCAUGUCUCGCAAUGACGACACGUAAUAUUCUGUCCUCGUCGCUUCGCUCCGAUUUCAAAGGAAGCACCGCAAGCGAAUAAAAAGUGCGAGCUAUCGUGGGCGAGAAUAUUUGCCCGUUGUGACGUCACUGUAUUAAGCUUCGCUUGUGAAGUAUUUCUUAGCUGUUUCGACGAUUGUGUGCUUCCGUUCACCUACAACGUCGCUAUUACGUGGCCUCGAAGCACUGUCUUUACAGAGGCCUCGGUGAAUUCUGCCGAUGCCGAAAUCGUUGGCUUUGCCAGCUGGCCCAUUUCGCGUUAUCGUGUAAACUCUGACGUAGUCGAUCUACAAGAAUUUUUGAAUACCUCUGUGACGUAACGAAUUGUAGUUUUUGGCGAGAAACGCCGUUGAGAUCUCGGGGAUAUUUCUCAAUUGGCCGUGUGAGACAAGGCAGAUUUGUAAAGUUGUAAACAGAUGAGAAAAGAAAGCAGCGAGAUGUCGUCUCGAGUUUACAGACAGCAUUGCUACUUGUGCGAUCUUCCUCACACACCGUGGGCUAUGCUCACGGAUUUCUCAGAGCCGAUAUGUCGCGGUUGUUGCAACUACGAGGGCGCCGAACGUAUCGAAUAUGUCAUCGAACAUGCGAGGACGCUUCGGAAAAACUACGAACUCGAAAAGGCGAAGGCAGAGCAGGGCAAUUACUCGAAUACAUCUCCCAGUCCGCCUUAUGCCACGAUGAACGGCCGAGCCACCGCAACGAGUCCAAACAGCGCGAUUGCUGCCCAACGAAAAUACUACGUGUCAAACACCGCGUACGCUUCCAUGGGCCGCAGCGAACCGAUCCCAAAAGGUAUGUCUGCCGGUUUGUAUCCACCGCGAGUAAGCACUACUGCCCAGCUACCGUUAGUAAAAAUCGAGGGAAAUCCAGCCGGUCGCGGAUACGCUUUGCCUGCUGGCAGUAUGAACGCUGUCAUUUCGAGCGCUAGGCAGCAGCAAGGCGCUGAAGGAGACGAGGCAGCGAGGAAGGCCUUCUCUGGCGCUCUUGUCGCUGGCUUUCCUCACCCAGGCGUACAUCACGAAGAGCAGCCAAGACUCGUACGAGAAACGCUCGCUACGUUGAACAUGUCGACGCCGUUUGAUUUACGUUUCAAGAAAGACCCGUCGCUUCGUGCCCGUGCGAUGCAUUUCGAUGUGUUCAACAAAUCACACGCGCCGGGAAUUAGCGACUUCGAGAUGAAGAUAUUCAUCGAGUAUCCCUAUGGCUCGGGGAAUUUUAUUCAGAGCGCGUCCGGUGCGGCCAAACAGAUGCAGAACGAUAGCGUGAAAGACGUGGGAAAAAGCAGCGCUGCGUCGGGUUAUAAAACCUUGGAGUACGAAAAAGUACAUGGCAGUGGCGAGUGGAUUACGCUGGGAGACCUCAUUUCGGAGAGCGUGCGGUACUUCAAAGAGCCCGUGAAUGCAGACCUUUUGCCAACGCCGUAUCGCGAGAACGAGAUGGUGAACCCUGCGUUUAUCAAUCGCGGCGUUCGAAACCAGCGCAAAAGACGGGUGACCCCCGAGCUGGACGGUAGCGAUGAUAUGCUAGCGAAACAGGCAAAAGAUGAUCCGAAACGACUCGGGGAUACUGGGAAAACCGUCAUGUCAUCUAUGGGUCUGGCUUCCAGCAACACAAGCACUCCGAUCCCUUCCGCCUCUGUUCAACCUAUGCCGGUCUCAACUAGACCGGGGGGGCAGGCCAGCGUCGAUGUGCGACGAGGCGUUCCUGAACAUACUCGUCUCCACAAUGGCAUUGCCGAUCCUAUGAGCGGGGUAAAAAUGGCGCCUACCUCAGCAGUCGAAAAGAAUUCCCCUAUGGGCGCAGUAAAGGACUCGCAAGGGAACUCAGUGACUCCCGGCGUCUUAACUUGCGUGCUUUGCAAUGGACGCUUAGAAGACACGCAUUUUGUUCAAUGCCCUUCCGUGGCCCAUCACAAAUUCUGCUUUCCGUGUUCUCGUAAAAGCAUAGUAUCGCAAAAGUCCGAGUCAGCUGAAGUGUUUUGCCCGAGCGGUGAACGUUGCCCCUUACAAGGCAGUAAUCUACCAUGGGCGUUCAUGCCAGAGGAAAUAAAGACUAUAGAAGGCUAUGGUGUGACGCCUAAUGGAAAAGACAAGGACAAGUAGAGUGAUUUUCGCUCUAGAACAUUCUUGUGUGCAUGUGCCGUUGUAGUACAAUAUAGGAAAGCUUUCGCAAGGGUAAGGACGGUUAUUAAAUAAGGUUACAUCUCACAAUAUUUUGGCUCGCUUUGCUAAACUUAUAUUCGGUUUUGAAAUUUAUCGUGAAAUUCCAUGCCUAAACGUUUUAAUUACGAGUAUUUGUCACAUAUUUGUUACAUUUAUUCGGCAAAGAUGAAAUCGCAACCCGUUUUCCCAUAAAAUCUCGUGGCUAAAUUUCUGUAUUGUUUCAAAACGCACAUUGCACAGCUCGCUAGUUUUAAUGGCUUUGAACUAUGCAAUGAAUUUAAUGUAAAAUGUUAAAUUAGACAUUUUUACGAUUUCUGAAAUAUUGUCUGGCUUUGAAAUUUUGCCAAGUAUUCUUGGGAUUGGCAUUAAUAAAAUGCUAUAUUCAAGCAUGCAGUCGACAACCUUUCAAAUUGCAUCGAUCCAAUUCGCUUUUUUCCUUAUUUUUUUUAUUAUGGCCACGUAUUGCUUGUAUGUAUGUAAAUUGAGGGAAUUUAAAUAUUAUACUCCCUCGUUUUGGCACACAUCCCCAUCUGGUAAAUCUCCCUUCCAAUUUUGCCUUUUUUCGCUCAAAUUUGAAAACAGUAGAAUCGAUAAAUGGAGAAAAUUUUGAUUACUAAAUUGCAACGAAUCACAGACGUAAUCUCAUGUGGCAAAUUUGUUCACUUAAUUUGCAUAUUGAAUGUCCAAACCAUUUUGUAUAUUUACCUAACUGUAAAUGAUUUAAAUGGAUAUAUAACGUUUCACUCAUUUUUUGUGCCACACAGCCGGCGAAGUUUCAAUCUAAUUUCGUGAUUUAUAAAUUUAGAUCUUGCGCAAGCUUUCCCGAAGUAGCCACAAGCCACAUCUUGUUUUUCUUGUACAUAUUUGAUUUAGUAAUUAGCCUAGCAUGUCGUAAUUGUCUCUGGAACGUCUAUAACGCGUUUCCGUGUAAAUUCCCACCUGUAAAUAAUUUUAGUUCACUUAUUUUUGUCAAAAGAAUUGCGCUUAAAUCUUA
Messenger RNA from Dendronephthya gigantea, 3292 nucleotides. Its product is annotated as interferon regulatory factor 2-binding protein-like B. Gene Ontology annotation, molecular function: transcription corepressor activity. The record is from RefSeq and is a predicted model, not a curated record. Gene Ontology annotation, cellular component: nucleus. The transcript is spliced from 2 exons. Gene Ontology annotation, biological process: regulation of transcription by RNA polymerase II. Bases 553 to 2238 code for a protein of 561 amino acids. NCBI's taxonomy places the organism in Eukaryota, Metazoa, Cnidaria, Anthozoa, Malacalcyonacea, Nephtheidae.